AAAACGUUUAAAAAGCCCGCCCGUGAGUGGCAAAACAGCUGUCAGAUUAAGAGCGGGACUGUAAAACUCCAACACUUUAGAGCCCAGGCAAUUUGAACAAAUAUCGAAAUUCCACACAUUAAAACUAACUCUAUGCGCCAGUAACCUUACAGAGUUCAAGACGGUACCAAUUCUCCCUCAACUAUAAAACAAUAAUUCAAUCGCAUACACAAGUGUUCGCUGUUUAAAUCCUGUUCGCCUGCCACAUCGCUUUCAUUACGUCACGUCAGUCAUUGUCGAUGUUUCACUUUGCAUUCUAGACAUCCCAAAUUCGUGUACAUUUUCACUCUCUUUUACAAUUAAUUCGCUAUUGUGGUGCAAAUCAGUGCAAUAAACGUAACCCCAUCGUCCCAAACAGUUUUACGCAACAAUCACCGAACAGAACCAUGAAUCCCGAAUACGAUUAUUUAUUCAAACUUCUGCUGAUCGGCGAUUCAGGAGUAGGAAAGUCAUGCCUUUUGCUUCGAUUUGCUGAUGAUACCUAUACGGAAAGCUACAUUAGUACAAUAGGAGUAGACUUUAAAAUCAGAACUAUUGAGCUAGACGGUAAAACAAUUAAGCUACAAAUUUGGGACACUGCCGGUCAGGAGCGAUUCAGAACAAUUACUUCAAGUUACUAUAGAGGUGCGCAUGGAAUCAUCGUUGUCUACGAUUGCACGGAUCAGGACUCUUUUAACAAUGUGAAGCAAUGGCUUGAGGAAAUCGAACGUUACGCGUGCGACAAUGUCAAUAAACUACUCGUAGGAAAUAAGAGCGACCUUACCACAAAGAAAGUGGUAGAUUACCAAACUGCCAAGGAGUACGCAAGUCAAUUGCACAUUCCAUUCCUAGAAACAUCCGCAAAAAGUGCCACUAAUGUGGAACAGGCUUUCAUGACGAUGGCCGCCCAUAUUAAGCUUCGAGUCGGGCCUCAAACAUCAAUGGGUGAUCAGGGUGGAAAAGUGAAAUUCGACCAGAGUCGCCCGGUCGAAUCUACCAAAUCUGGUUGCUGCUGAAAGAAGGUUUACUUGGCUAAGAGCGUGGUAUAGGUGGUCAACUCCCAACUUAUAAUUAUUUUUUGUACAGUAGCCAGUUUGGCUACGAAUAAUUAUGUUCUAUUUAGUAAAAUAUCCGUCUACACGUCGUAUAGAGAUUUUUUUCGAGUUCUUACUUAAAUUUCGUAAACUUUGUAAUAUAAAUAUAACAUUAAAUCUGAUAGCGUAAUUAAUACUGUUUAUUUUUUUUAAUUCGUUAUUUAUUAACUCAAUACUGGAAUGCCUGUAUAAUAGAGGAUUUUUUAGGAACAAAGGGUUUCAAUUGAUAGUUAUAUAAGAAUCUUACUCGAUAAGAAUGUAUUCCGUUUUUGUGAUGUCUACUUCGUCUUUGUUUGAAAAAUAAUGCAUACUCUUUGUUGUUUAGUAGAGUUAUUUUAAUAAAGUAUAUUUCACCUUAUGUAUUAAA
Messenger RNA from Dendroctonus ponderosae (mountain pine beetle), 1479 nucleotides. RefSeq names its product ras-related protein Rab-1A (gene Rab1). Gene Ontology annotation, molecular function: GTPase activity; GTP binding. The record is from RefSeq and is a predicted model, not a curated record. The transcript has 7 exons. NCBI's taxonomy places the organism in Eukaryota, Metazoa, Arthropoda, Insecta, Coleoptera, Curculionidae. The coding region runs from base 426 to 1034 and encodes 202 amino acids.